AUGGAUUUAGUUCUAAAUUUCCAAAAUGUCACAACAAUAGGAUUUCUUUCUCUAAUAUUCUUAAUUUAUUUAUUCCAUUUCCGUCCUUCCAAAGUUGUUAAUAAGGGUAGAGAACCUCCCAUGGCCUCAGGUGCAUGGCCAAUACUUGGUCACCUCUUAGUCUUAGGUGGUUCUAAAACACCUCAUAAAACAUUAGGCACCAUGGCUAACAAAUAUGGACCCCUAUUCACCAUAAAACUUGGUACAAAUCGUGCUUUGGUACUAAGCAAUUGGGAAAUGGCAAAAGAGUGUUACACUAUAAACGAUGUUGCCGUUUCGUCUCGUUCUAAACUUGUUGCAAUUGAACAUAUAGCUUAUAACCAAGCUAGCUUUGGUUUUGCACCCUAUGGUCCUUACUGGCGCGAAAUGCGUAAAAUUGUUAGUAUCUUCCUAUCGAAUCGUCGAAUGGAACAGCUUAGCCAUGUUCGAGUCACGGAAGUUAAAACUUCGAUUAAAGAGCUUUUCCAUGUUUGGUCUAACAAAAAGAAUGAUUCUGGCUACAUGUUGGUGGAGAUGAAGCAGUGGUUCACCCAGUUGGUAUUCAAUAUAGUUUUCCAAACAAUGGCUGGGAAGAGAUAUUUUGGUGAAACAGCCGUAGUAAAGGAGAAAGAAGCACAAAAUAUUGUAAAGGCAUUAAGAGAGUUCAUGCAUAUGUUAGGGGUAUGUACAAUGGCUGAUGCUGUUCCAAUUCUAAGAUGGAUGAAAUUAGGAGUCAAAGCAAUGAAAGAAACUGCCAAAGAAUUGGAUAUAGUUUUAGAUGAUUGGUUAGUGGAGCAUCACAAGAAUAAGGGUUUAGGUGAAAAAGUUGAAAGUGACCAAGAUUUUAUGGACAUGAUGAUUUCAAUGCUUGAUGGUGCCACCAUUGGUGGAUUCGAUGCUGAUACUAUAAACAAAGCAACAACAUUGGCAUUGAUAUUGGGAGCAACUGAUACAAGCACAGUUACCCUUACAUGGGUAAUUUGUUUACUAUUGAGAAAUCCUCAUGUAUUAGCAAAAGCAAAAGAAGAACUCAACAAUCAAAUUGGAGAAGAAAGAUUCAUAAAUGACUCAGACAUAAAUAAGUUGGUAUAUCUUCAAGCAAUAGUCAAAGAAACCCUAAGAUUGUAUCCUCCAGGUCCUCUCUCAGCACCUCGUGAAUUCACAGAAGAUUGUACGUUAGGUGGCUAUCGUAUCAAAAAAGGAACUAGACUUAUCACAAAUCUUUGGAAAAUUCAAACCGAUCCAAGUAUUUGGCCAGAUCCAUUAGAGUUCAAACCAGAAAGAUUUCUUACCACUCACAAAAAUGUUGAUGCCAAGGGUCAACAUUUUGAGUUGUUACCAUUUGGAAGUGGUAGAAGGAUAUGUCCAGGAAUAUCUUUUGGUCUUCAUAUGAUUCAUUUAACUUUGGCUAAUUUUUUACACUCCUUUGAAAUUGUAAAUGGAUCUAGUGAACCUGUUGAUAUGACUGAAAAUCUUGGAAUGACCAAUGAAAAAGCUACACCACUUGAGAUUUUGGUUAAACCACAUUUCUCUCCUAAGUAUUAUGAAACCAUGUGA
This is a messenger RNA of Medicago truncatula (barrel medic), 1575 nucleotides long. Its product is annotated as cytochrome P450 82A3. The record is from RefSeq and is a predicted model, not a curated record. The coding region runs from base 1 to 1575 and encodes 524 amino acids. NCBI's taxonomy places the organism in Eukaryota, Viridiplantae, Streptophyta, Magnoliopsida, Fabales, Fabaceae. Gene Ontology annotation, molecular function: monooxygenase activity; heme binding; iron ion binding. The transcript has 3 exons.